Molecule: messenger RNA, 4250 nt
Organism: Panonychus citri (citrus red mite)
Lineage: Eukaryota; Metazoa; Arthropoda; Arachnida; Trombidiformes; Tetranychidae
Product: proteoglycan 4-like
Exons: 1
Coding region: 265-4047 (1260 amino acids)
Source: RefSeq, a predicted model, not a curated record
AGAUUAAAUUGCAAUUUAAACAAUGAUUAUACAAUUUUUUUAUUUAAAGAAAACUGUUACAACAAUUAAAUUAAAUCAAGUUAACUCUCUUAUUGUAUUGUUUGUUUUUCCCAAUAAUUUGUAUCAAAGUAAUUAAGUUGAUUGACUGAUUGGGUUUUGAUUUUAUUUUGUGACGAGGUGAAAGUGUAACAACCAUUGUGAAUGGGACAAUUAAGGAAGUUUUUAUUUUAAUUGUGAUUAAAUUAUCAUCACAAGGUUUGCAAGAUGAGUUCAUCUAAACAACCACCUUCCUUUUCAGGAAAGAAAGACAAUAAAUCAAUGUCCAAGGAAAAAGUGACCACUGGUAAAUCGAGUGUUGGUAAAUCGUCAUUUAAAUCUGGUUUAAGUCCACCGAAAUCAUUAACUCCAUCCAAAUCAUCAGGUGGGUUGAAAUCAUCUCCAUCAUCACCUAAAUCACUUUCUCCAGGCCUCAAUGUGUCUUCAUCUAAAUCUAAAUCAACUUUACCGAAAUCAUCACCGGCUUCCAAGUCCAAAACAUCGGGAUUAACUGUUACACCGAAAUCAUUAACUCCAUCGAAAUCAUCAAGUGGAUUAAAAUCAUCCCCAUCUCCAUCUUCACCCAAAUCCCUUUCUCCAGGUCUUAAUUUACCUUCAUCCAAAUCGAAAUCAACUUUACCUACUCCACCAAAACCAUUGAUUCCCUCUAAAUCAUCAGGUGGAUUAAAAUCAUCUCCAUCAUCACCUAAAUCACUUUCUCCAGGCCUCAAUGUGUCUUCAUCUAAAUCUAAAUCAACUUUACCCACUCCACCAAAGCCAUUGACUCCCUCUAAAUCGUCCGGUGGACUGAAACCUCCUUCAUCUCCAUCAGCACCUAAAUCAUUGCUUAAGGUAAAUUUGGAUCCUAAAUCAACAUCACCAUCGAUACCUUCAAAAUCUAAGAGUAGAGUUCAAUUUACUCCUUCGACUAAACCGGGAUCAAUGUCAUCAACAUCAACCACAUCAAAGUCGAGCUCAAUUACUCCAAAACAAAAUUCUCAAUCAUCAAUCGCAUCUAAAUCACUUUCUCCGAGUGCUAAUUUGUCUUCAUCGAAAUCCAAGUCAAAUUUACCGAUUUCACCAAAAAUAUCAAUUCCGUCAUCAGGUGGAUUGAAAUCAUCUCCAUCAUCUCCAUCAUCACCUAAAUCACUUUCUCCAGGUCUUAAUUUACCUUCUUCCAAAUCGAAAUCAACUUUACCAAUUUCACCGAAAUCAUCACCAGCUUCCAAGUCCACAACAUCGGGAUUAACUGUCACACCGAAAUCAUUAACUCCAUCCAAAUCAUCAAGUGGAUUAAAAUCAUCCCCAUCUCCAUCUUCACCCAAAUCACUUUCUCCUGUUAAUUUACUCACAUCAAAAUCCAAGUCAAAAUUAUCUCUCUCACCAUUAACUCCAGGUAAAUCAUCAACUGGCUUGAAAUCAACUCCAUCAUCUCCAUCACCACCUAAUUCACUUUCCCCUGGUUUUAAAAUACCUUCAGCAAAAACCAAGUCGAAAAUGCUGAUUGCACCUUCAUCAUUAAUUAAGUCCAAAUCAUCUACUGGUUUCAAAGCUCCACCAUCACUUUCUCCUGGUCUUAACUUAUCAUCCAAAUCGAAAUCAACUUUACCAAUUUCACCCAAAUCAUCAGGUGGAUUAAAAUCAUCUCCAUCGUCUCCGUCGUCUCCAUCAUCACCUAAAUCACUUUCUCCAGGUCUUAAUUUACCUUCAGCUAAGUCCAAGUCAAAGUUGACUAUAUCACCAAAGGGAUCGAUUCCUUCAUCGCCCGUUUCAAAGUCGAAAACUGUUCUUGCAUCAUCUGGGUUAACUCCAAAACCAACAAUUCCACCGAAACCUUCAAGUGAUUCGAAACCCUCUCCAUCUUCACCUAAAUCACUCUCUCCGGGCCUCAACGUAUCUUCAUCAAAAUCCAAGUCGAACUUACCAAUUUCACCAAAAUUAUCAAUCCCAUCAAGCGGACUAAAAUCAUCACCAUCUUCACCCAAAUCCCUUUCUCCGGGUCUUAAUUUACCUUCAUCCAAAUCGAAAUCAACUAUACCCACUCCACCAAAACCAUUGAUUACCCCUAAAUCACCGGGUGGAUUAAAAUCAUCUCCAUCAUCACCAAAAUCAAAUUUACCAAUUUCACCAAAAUUAUCAAGUGGACUAAAAUCAUCUCCAUCAUCACCCAAGUCACUUUCUCCGGGUCUUAAUUUACCGUCUUCCAAAUCGAAAUCCAAACUAACUCUUUCGCCGAAAUCAUCAACUCCAUCUAAACCAUCAGGUGGGUUUAAAUCAUCUCCAUCUUCACCUAAAUCAUCAACUCAACCAGGAUCUCCAUCUCUAGCAUCAUCAUCAUCAUCGAAACCAAAGUCAACAUUGAUUCCUUCAAAACAAAGUUCCAAACCACCAAUUCAAACUAAAUCAAUUUCUCCUGGAGUUAAUUUACCAUCAACCAAAUUGAAAUCGAAUCUACUUGUUUCACCGAAAGAUUUAAUUCCCUCUAAAUCAUCACACGUUUCCAAGUCGAAAACUGUUGUUCCAUCAUCUGGUUUAACUGUCACAUCAAAACCUUUGAUUUCUUCUAAAUCAUCAAGUGGAUUGAAAUUAUCUCCAUCAUCUCCAUCAUCACCAAAGUCCAAAUCAAAUUUAACUCUUUCACCAAAAUCUUUAACUCCAUCGAAAUCAUCAAGUGGAACUAAAUUAGCUCCACCUUCACCUAAAUCACUUUCUCCCGUUCUUAAUUUACCUUCAUCGAAAUCCAAGUCCAAAUUAUCCGUCUCACCAGCAUCAGUAACUUCAUCUAAAUCAUCAAGUGACUUGAAAUCAUCUCCACCAUCACCUAAGUCACUUUCACCUCGAUUGAGUUUAUCCAAAUCAAAAUCAAAUUUAACUCUUUCACCGAAAUCAUCAACUGAAUUGAAAUCAACUUCAUCUCCACCUAAAUCAUCAACUAAACCAGGAUCAGUAUCUUCAUCAGCGUUGACACCAAAGUCGACAUUAGUUACUUCAAAACAAAGUUCCCAACCAUCAAUUGCACCUAAAUCACUUUUCCCUGAUCUAAGUUCAUCUAAAUCGAAAUCAGAUUUAAAUUUGUCACCCAAAUCAUUAACUCCAUCGAAAUCGUCAAGUGGAACUAAAUUAUCUUCACCUUCACCUAAAUCACUUUCCCCUGUUCUUAAUUUACCAUCAUCGAAAUCCAAGUCUAAAUUGUCUAUCCCACCAAUAACAGUAACUUCAUCUAAAUCAUCAGAUGGCUUAAAAUCUACUUCAUCUCCACCCAAACCAUUGAUUAAAGCAGUUCCCGUUUCCAAGUCUAAAACAAUUCUUAAAUCAUCAGAAUCAACUGAAUCACCUAAACCAACUCCUCCAGGAUUCAGUUUACCUUUAACCAAAUCGAAAUCAAAUUUAACUAUUACACCGAAAUCAUUAACUCUAUCGAAAUCAUCAGGUGGAUUAAAAUCAUCAACAUCUCCUCCUAAAUCAUCAGCUAAACAAGAGCCUCCAUCCUCAUCACCAGCACCACUAAUUACUCCAAAACAAAGUUCUCAACCACAAAUUCCAGCUAAAUCAGUUUCUCCUGGAGUUAAUUUACCAUCAACCAAAUUGAAGUCGAAUCUACUUGUUUCACCGAAAGAUUUAAUUCCCUCUAAAUCAUCAGGGGGACCGAAAUCAUCUCCAUUUCUACCUAAAUCAUCAACUAAAUCGACAUCGUCAUCAUCCUCGAAAUCCGAUGCUCAGGUUGUUAAACCGAAACCAUUAGCCAAAGUGGCCCCAAUGAUAAUCAAAAGUCAACCGAAAUCGCAAGAAAAAUCAACUCAGAUUUCAUCAUUUUCUCGUGAGGCCGAUUCGGUUAAAUCGGGUGUUUCGGUCAUGGAAAGUGGCCUUGCACCUAAUAAACCUUCAGAAUUCACUGAUGAAGAGAAGGCGAAACUUGAUCAAACCAAGGAAGAAGAUAACAAGAAAGCCAAAGAAGAUGAAACAAUCAUGGCGAUAAUAAUUAAGUUCUUAAUGAACUGUAAUGUCGUCUAAAGAAAAAAACCAAAUCAAUUAUAAUCUUACUUCUUAAUUUUCUCAUUCAGGGACUAAAAUAGUUACCAAAACAAGAAUCGAUAAUCUUACAAUAUGAUAAUCUCAAUAUACCUUUUAAUCUUUAAUUACUGUUUAAUUUUUCUUCUCUUUAUCAAACUUAUGUAACCAAUUUUCAUUUUAACAAUAAACAUUUGAACAAUUAA